Molecule: messenger RNA, 2766 nt
Organism: Anopheles funestus (African malaria mosquito)
Lineage: Eukaryota; Metazoa; Arthropoda; Insecta; Diptera; Culicidae
Product: traB domain-containing protein
Exons: 2
Coding region: 940-2400 (486 amino acids)
Source: RefSeq, a predicted model, not a curated record
AACCGAAAAUGGAAAUCACAUUCUAUUGCUGUUUGUAGAUAUGGCAGGACGAUGGAUUACGGGCACUCGUCAGACGUUAUAUUCGAGAGAUAACGAAUGGAAUGGAUGGAAAAGUGAUCGUCAUCGAUCUGCCCGAGUGAGCUUACGAGUGUUGAAGUUCUUUAAGUGAGUGAGUAAUCAUUAGUUGAAAAUUGAAUAAAAAAUAUAAAAUGAAUUUUUAAAAUUCUACUAAUUAUACGGUGGUAUAGAAUAAUGAUGUAUUGACUUGCUCUACAAAUUUCAUCCAAAAAACACUGCUAGAAAAUUAUUAAAGUUUUAUCAUUAAAAUGUUUCAUUCCCCAUACAAAAUGUAUGGGAUACCCAGGAAUGCCGGUCGUAGAGUUGAAGGUGUAAAUUUGGCCAUUGACACAACGGUUAAUAUCCGACAUUCGAAAACGAAGCUAUAAGAACCUUGGUAUCGUAAGAGCACCAGCUUCUGAGUUUUGAACGACAAACUAUAAAUGGAUUCAAUGACAGCGAAUUAUACAAACAAAUUCACCAGUUCACCAGUCUGUACGAGCCAAAGUACAAAAUCUUCUAAAUAUCUGAUCAAAUGCAAGUUCUUGACCGUGUUUACAGCUAGAACGUUAUCAGUUGAACGGCGGAAGGAUUCGCUGCGGAAUUGAUUUCCGCACACGAAGCUGAUUCAACUUUAGCUGAUGUUUACGUUUGCCUUAUCAAGCAACCACCGUUCGUUUGUCAUUUGUCACUGACGUUCAGUAACAAAAUUCCAGGUGAAUAAUAACAACGCGUCUAGGUGCGUGGCUCUAUUUGGAAGAUAUCUACGUACGUGCAACGACCUUGUCUAGCGUGCAACAACGCAUAACGAUACGGUGUGGAAAAGUGGUUACGUGGUGCUUGUGCCUGUUUUGGCCUCCGUGAUACCUCGAAAAGGUCGAAAUGUCUUCCCCGAUUAGUUCGUCUUCGGAAUACAACAGCGCGCUAGAUCAAACGUUGAAUUCCACCCUCGGUUCAGAUGCGAUGAACAAUUCCGAUUUGAGCAACAGUGAUAUUGAGAAUGUGAACCUUACUGGCGAUUGGAACGAAACGCUCCGUGCGAAACAGAAGAAAAAUGCAAAGGAUUCCACUCAGCAGCUUCUGGACAGUUUGCGGAACAACAACUUUGACCAGGCAGGUGACACGAUAGGCGAUGCGAGCGCUCUCAACAGCACGGCCAGCACGCUCAGCUUAGAUCUGAGCGCUGCCGGCGAGUUGUCUGAUACGAUCAACAACGUGACACUUUCGUUCGUGAGUUCAUCGGAGGAGGACGGCGAGCUGUUGACGGCCAGCACGCCUCGCGCUCCCGAUGUCAGUGUUAAUAUGUCGCAGUCCGACACGUCCACCAACACGACCCAGGGUGAGAAGGAUUCGCAUGACACUACGGCCAAUGUGUCCCAGCUGCCAGCCGAAAGUGGUAGCGAUUCGGCCAUUCCGCUCUAUGCAACGCUCGAAGAGUUUGAUCGAAAUCUGCCGGAAACGGUGACGCUGCUAACUAAGCCGGACGGUACGAAGGUGUAUCUGGUUGGGACGGCUCACUUCAGUGAAAGUUCACAGCGGGACGUUUCGCUAGUGAUGAGGAACGUGCGCCCACAGGUAGUUAUGCUGGAACUGUGCACAUCGCGUGUGCAUAUUCUAAAGUAUGACGAGAAAACGCUUCUAGAGGAAGCGAAGGAGAUGAACCUGGCCAAAAUGCGUGCCAUCAUUCGAACAAAUGGAUCGAUCAAUGGACUGUUCUAUAUACUGCUUCUAAGCAUGAACGCAAAGUUCACGAAAAAGCUCGGCAUGGCACCGGGUGGUGAGUUCCGGUGCGCGGUCAAAGAAGCGCAACAGAUUCCGAACUGCGUAAUACAGCUCGGCGAUCGGCAAAUCAAUGUAACACUGCACCGGGCUCUGCGUGGACUUUCCCUGUGGCAAACGAUCAAACUGAUACCGAAGCUGCUGUUCAUAGACGAUGACAUCAGCAUCGAGGAGGUGGAACAAUGCAAGCGGAAGGAUUUGUUGGAAGAGAUAAUGCUUGAAAUGGCCGACGAGUUUCCAGCUUUCGGGCGCGUGUUCAUCGACGAGCGGGAUCUCUACCUGUGCCAUUCGCUGCAGAUGGCGGCAUUGCCACAUAUUAACCCUGUGGAUGGCCGUUCCGAACCGGUCCGGGUGGUUGGUGUAGUAGGAAUUGGGCAUGCGGCCGGUAUCUCUAAGCACUGGGGGAAAGUCGAUACAAGCCAAAUCGGAUCGAUCGUUACAAUUCCUCCAGCCAGCUUUGGCCAUCGCAUGGUGAAGUACACCGUUAAGUAUGGUUUGCUUGGGCUUGCUGCUUAUGGUGUGUUCCGGUACGCUCGGCCACGAUUGGAGCGAAUUUUGCUUUGAUUUUGCAACGCACACAUAACAUACAUUCGACCGAUAUUGCGCGUUUAGAACGUUGUUUAAUGCUAGAACCUCACGUUCGUUCUCGUGAGUUGCCUACCGAUAGGACGGAAAAGAAACGACUGUCGUAAUCAAAACAUAUACAUACAUAUUAAUCAAAGUAAGCGUAGGAUCGCACGCGACUAUGGUGUGGGAAAUAGAAGAAUGCGUUAAUGUUUCCUCUCGUUACAAUGCACCAACAUACCGUACGGUACCGUUUUUGUCAGCAUUCCAAGGAAUUCAAACCAGAACGAAGCACAAUCUAACACGGGUGCCCGCGACAAAUGCGUCGGGAAAUAAAACUAAAGUUCUCCGCAGUAAGCUAGGAAA